CUAUAAAUUGCCUGCCCUCCCUUUGCUUCCAAAUCUCAGUCUAGUUUUCGAACCAUAUAUCACUCCAGAUUAUAACAAGUGAAAAGGGAUACUCAGAAUGGAGAAGAUGGAGGCAAUUCGGUCAUGGGUCUCAGAGCACAAGCUGACCAGCAUUGGAGCAUUGUGGGCAUCAGCAAUUGGGGCAUCACUGGCUUAUAAUACUCGUGCAAGAACUCAUCUUAAGCCAAGUCUGAGGCUUAUUCAUGCCAGGAUGCACGCACAAGCCUUGACACUGGCGGUGCUGUCUGGUGCAGCAGCUUACCAUUAUUAUCAAAAGAGUGGCAGCAAACAAGAGAACGUCGCCAAAGCCUAAAACAGAUUCAUACUAUAUUAUGUAUCAAAGAGAUCUUGAUUACCCUUGUUGAUCUUCUAUCAGUUUACUUGUAAUGUCAGUUUCUCGUCAACAAAGUAGCCUCUUGCAUUGGCCUUAACAUGAAUUAAAAAUAAUGGCAUCCUUUUCCUUUUUCAUGUUCCCUCUGGCCCCUUUUUUUAAUGGAUCCUCAACAAAAAUGUAAAUGAGUUAAUGCAUUUUGAUUAAAGGAAAAAAUAAAGUGAUUGACAUGUCUAAGUUCACCUUUCAUAAUUCUUAAUAACCUCAUCAUCAGAACUUAAAAAGGUGGAAAGUGCAAAACAAAGAAAAAACAAAAAAAAAGGAAAACUUUCAAGUUGAUUUGGAUUGACAUACAUCAGGUUAUUAGGAUGAGAAUUCCUCCUUGGAACUAAAACUUUUGAUCACAGACUUCAUCCUGGAUUGAAAUUAAUUGCUUAUAAAAUAAACAACGAGGAACCACAAAAAGUUCAUACAUUGUUUCCAUUAAAAAUAUAACUCGGAGGAAGCUGAGCAAUCUGGUGGCCAUAUAACACACAGAGAAGAUAUAGAGUGAACUGUAAGGCAGCAACAGCAGCGGCAACACUGUUGAAAUUGAUAAUUGUUUGCCGAUUGAAUAAUAGGGAUGAGUGGAAAGACAUGUGUUGGACAGUAGUGAAGCGAAGAAGACUUGAAGAGAAGAGAUAGGGGAUUUCGG
This is a messenger RNA of Durio zibethinus, 1064 nucleotides long. RefSeq lists its product as uncharacterized. Lineage: Eukaryota; Viridiplantae; Streptophyta; Magnoliopsida; Malvales; Malvaceae. Gene Ontology annotation, cellular component: respiratory chain complex. Gene Ontology annotation, biological process: mitochondrial respiratory chain complex IV assembly. The record is from RefSeq and is a predicted model, not a curated record.